Molecule: messenger RNA, 2399 nt
Organism: Arachis stenosperma
Lineage: Eukaryota; Viridiplantae; Streptophyta; Magnoliopsida; Fabales; Fabaceae
Product: zinc finger protein ENHYDROUS-like
Exons: 4
Coding region: 672-2051 (459 amino acids)
Cellular component (GO): nucleus
Molecular function (GO): DNA-binding transcription factor activity
Source: RefSeq, a predicted model, not a curated record
AGGUUGUAGUACAGGAAAUUAGGAAAAGCACCGCGGUCUUAACAAUGAAAUUAACACUGGUGGUCAUAGCCCAUGGAAAUCUGGUGUUCCAGUCAUCCCUCAAAUAUUUCUUUUUUUACAAAGAAACUCUUCUCUCUCCCGUAGUACUUACCCAUGGUUAACUGGCGCCGCUUUAGCCUAAUUUUUUUAAUGCAUAUGCAGAUACCAUGUUAAGUUCUUACUUUUAAGUCUUAACUCAUUUUCAAAUAAAUAAUAUAUUCUCUCCUUGUUUCUCUCUCUCUCUCUUCCUUUGAGGCUUGAGCCCCUACCAAACACCGCCGCCUUAUAGGACCGUUGUACACAGUUCCCACCGCCCACGACUCCACCCAGAAAAUGUUGAACACUUGAAAACCUGUCUCGUAGGAACCAGCAACACCUUUCUCUCUUUUCUCACCCUCCAUUUCUAGGGAAAAACCAAAAGUUAACACACACCAUAUGAUUAGAUAUUUUUAAUUAUUAUCAUAAGGUCUCAGUUGACCAGUGAUUAUAACGUAGGUGAUCCUUGUGUUUCAUUUCAUUUCAUGGAAUACUAAACAGGUGAGUUUUCAGUUUUCCAGAGAAGAGAAGAGAGUACUACUUACAUCUGCAUAUGAAUGAGCCUCUGCCCUCAUUCAUAAAUUGAUUGAGCAGCUAUGACGACGGAGCCACCACCAAUGCCACUUUCCGGCGAGGAAGCCGCCACCUUAUCGGCUUUGGACUUAGAAACAGCACCUCAACCAGCCGCACCUCCCCUAAAAAAGAAGCGAAACCUCCCUGGAAUGCCAGAUCCGGAUGCUGAGGUGAUUGCUUUGUCGCCAAAGACGCUGUUAGCGACGAACCGUUUCGUGUGCGAGAUCUGCAACAAGGGGUUCCAGAGGGACCAGAAUCUCCAGCUCCACCGGCGGGGACACAACCUCCCGUGGAAGCUCCGGCAGCGUGCCACCAAGGAGGUACGAAAGAGGGUGUACGUGUGCCCCGAACCUUCGUGUGUCCACCACAAUCCUUCCAGGGCGCUCGGCGACCUCACCGGCAUCAAGAAGCACUUCUGCAGAAAGCACGGCGAGAAGAAGCUCAAAUGCGAACGUUGCUCAAAGAAAUACGCCGUUCAGUCCGAUUGGAAGGCACACAUGAAGACCUGCGGAACCAGAGAGUACAGAUGCGGUUGCGGAACCUUGUUCUCUAGGAGGGAUAGCUUUGUUACGCAUAGAGCUUUUUGCGAUGCGUUAGCUGAAGAGAGUGCUAAGGCUCAAACCCUAAGCACUGAUGACAAGGACGGUGUUGGUGCUGGUGUGACCGCGGCUUCUUCUUCAUCGCCGCCGCAGCCGCCGCUUACUCCGUCGACUUCGGUGGUGUCUCCGACUCUGUCAAUUCAGAGCUCAGAAAUUCCGGAAAAUGCGACGAGGCUGUCACCGCCAACAACGUGUGUUGCGAAAGCUGUGACAACUAGCACUGUUCUUGCAACUGUGUUGGCAUCCUCAGCCGGAGCAGCAGCACCAUCAACCACCUCAUUCCCCAACGUCACGGCAGCCACGUCACUCUCCCUCUCCGUGCCACUCUAUCUCUCCAACAACGUUAACGACCCUCGCCAUCACUACACUGCAUGUCCACAGCCAUCAACAACAGCUGCACUGUCUGCCACCGCAUUGCUCCAGAAGGCAGCUCAAAUGGGUGCAGCUUCUUCCAACACGUCGCUUCUUCGAGGUUUAGGCUUAGCCACGUCAUCUACGGGAUAUCAUCCUCAAGACGAGAGCGGCAUUGACAACCCAAUAAUGCAAUGGAACAUGAGCAGCCAUGUGAAGCAAGAGAAUCCGAGUUUGGCAGAUCAUAACCUUGGGCUUGGACUUCCAUGUGGGGAUCCGGGUUUUGCAGAUGUGAUGAUGGGGUCCCCUCCCAUGACCCGGGAUCUUCUUGGUCUUGGAAUCGGUGGCAAUGGCGGUGAUAAUGUUAGCAGGGGUGGUCUUUCUGCUUUAUUAACCUCUUUUGGAGGGAACUUCGAUUCAUCUGGAGAUGCAGGUGGAGUUCGCCACCAGUAGAAUAUGUUGAUGUGGCUCGCCGCGCUUUUUUUGGUGACGAGAAAUCAACUCUACUCUUGUAUAUCCUUUGAGCUUUCCCAGUCAGAAAAAUGACGGGUAAAGACAAAAAGUCACACUUAUAUUAAUCUCACGUCACAUGUAGUAUACAAACCUCUUUUUCGGGAUAUAAUUAUUGUAUGCCCCAAGUGUUUUGUACUUUUGUCUUUCUCUGUAAUGAGUGUUUAAAUUUGGUAGAUCAACGGACAAUUAAAAUUGUAGAAAAAUGAUGAAAUAUGACAUGGGAUAAUGUAGAACUGAGCUACUGUAACUAUACGCCUUACAUGAAGGAAAAUAUUUUGUACAUACGAA